AGCUCAGCAUACUUGGUGUGUCCCGGUGUAUGCGAGCCACUUUCCUUUAGACCUCCUCGUUGUUCGCUCAUUAUACCUUCACAAGCUGCCCCUCGUUUAUCCUUUCGUCCUUACCCCUCCCACCUAGUAACCUAUCUCUAUCGCGACCCUCUAACCCGCAGCGUGGCGUUAGCAGCAUCAUGGUUGACAGUAAGGUCCCUCAGCCGGGACCGGCCAAGUUGAAGCGCAAUGCAGGCCCCGACGAGUGGCUUGAGGCGGCAAAGGACUGCAAGUACCUUUCCGAGGCCCACAUGAAACAACUUUGCGAGAUCGUGAAGGAGUUCAUGAUGGAAGAAUCGAACAUCCAGCCCGUAUCAACCCCGGUCACAAUCUGUGGAGAUAUUCACGGGCAAUUCUACGAUCUGCUUGAACUAUUCAGGGUCUCCGGCGGAAUGCCUAAUGAAUCGGAAGUCGAACCGCCCAAGACAUUUCCCUCAGUCAUCACGUCCGACGAUAUUGAGCCCCCGUCCACCAUCAGUGAUCCUAAACUACGGAAGAAGCUCAGAAAUUCAGGAGGCGGGGAAGGCGGCGACGAUACAGCCUCGGUCAGCAGUCAACGGGGUCGUUCUUCGAGCGCAGGCUCGAAUGAAGUAACUCUGAACCGCAAUUUCGUUUUCCUCGGCGACUACGUCGACCGGGGUUAUUUCAGCUUGGAGACCCUGACGCUCCUACUCUGCCUCAAGGCUAAAUACCCUGACCGAGUUACGUUGGUGCGUGGUAAUCACGAAUCCCGCCAGAUCACCCAGGUAUACGGCUUCUACGAGGAGUGCUUCCAGAAGUAUGGCAACGCCUCUGUGUGGAAGGCUUGCUGCCAAGUCUUCGACUUCAUGACGCUAGGCGCCAUCAUUGACGGCAGGGUGCUGUGUGUACACGGAGGACUGAGCCCGGAAAUUCGAACGCUUGAUCAAGUCCGUGUUGUCGCCCGAGCGCAAGAGAUCCCCCACGAGGGUGCCUUCUGUGAUCUGGUCUGGUCGGACCCGGAUGAUGUUGAAACUUGGGCUGUCAGUCCACGAGGAGCCGGCUGGCUCUUCGGCGACAAAGUUGCCGACGAAUUCUGCCACGUCAACGACCUGACCCUAAUCGCGCGAGCGCAUCAGUUGGUGAACGAGGGCUACAAGUACCACUUCACCAACCAGAACGUGGUUACGGUAUGGAGUGCGCCCAACUACUGCUACCGCUGCGGGAACCUCGCCUCGGUUUGCGAGAUCAACGACGACCUCAAGCCGACGUUCAAGCUCUUCAGUGCAGUGAGCGACGAUCAACGACAUGUUCCGACAUCGCGGCCGGGCCGCAGCGAAUACUUUCUGUAAAAUUAUGACGUUGCUAUUUGUUUUUAUGGGGCUUGCUUGAUCUCCGUGGAUAUCUCCAGGGUUUAACCGCACCGGCGCUGGCGUUGGGAGUGAAUUACAGGAUGGUGCUCACGCUCAAGUUGGGUAUGGGCAAAGUGAUGGACUGCAUACAUAACGACCGAGGGACCUUAAUGAAGUCAUUAUUACCAAUUCUCUAAAGAUUUUUGUUUCUAGGAUACUCUGAGAUGGGAUGAAUUGGAUUAUCUUUGGCGACUAUACAGACUCC
Aspergillus uvarum CBS 121591 is the source of this 1614-nucleotide messenger RNA. RefSeq names its product TOR signaling pathway phosphatase SitA (gene sitA). The transcript has 4 exons. The coding region runs from base 180 to 1349 and encodes 389 amino acids. Gene Ontology annotation, molecular function: protein serine/threonine phosphatase activity. Gene Ontology annotation, biological process: G1/S transition of mitotic cell cycle; peptidyl-serine dephosphorylation. Gene Ontology annotation, cellular component: cytoplasm. NCBI's taxonomy places the organism in Eukaryota, Fungi, Ascomycota, Eurotiomycetes, Eurotiales, Aspergillaceae. The record is from RefSeq and is a predicted model, not a curated record.